Molecule: messenger RNA, 3697 nt
Organism: Amblyraja radiata (thorny skate)
Lineage: Eukaryota; Metazoa; Chordata; Chondrichthyes; Rajiformes; Rajidae
Product: transducin-like enhancer protein 4
Exons: 21
Coding region: 509-2845 (778 amino acids)
Biological process (GO): negative regulation of canonical Wnt signaling pathway; regulation of DNA-templated transcription
Cellular component (GO): nucleus; transcription regulator complex
Molecular function (GO): protein binding; transcription corepressor activity
Source: RefSeq, a predicted model, not a curated record
GCUGGGGAAUAGGCGAAGUAUCGCAUCCCUCCACCUCUAGUAUCCCUCGCUGGUGAAGUUGACCGGGCUGUGAAUAUGUAAGAAUGUUAAUGACACCGUGCUUCUAAAUUUGGUAAACACAAGUCAUUACUUUCGCAUGUUAUCGGAUGAAGGGCAGGGGGAAAAGCUGCCGCCUCCGCACUCCUGAUUGCAAGGUUGGCCGCGCUGCUCUCGCUCUCUUUAAUGCUGGAGUAGUGAUGGUGUAAGGUCGCAGCGAGCUGCUGCCCGCCGGAGCGGAGCCCAGCCCAGCCCAGCCCAGGCGCAUCUCGGAUCGGCGGGCUGGCACUUCUGCAACCCUCAGCCGAAUGCUCCACUUUGUUUAAUCGUUCGCAUCGCGGAAGGUCGGAGCUUGCUACUUUCGACCGGAUCUCGUACAACUUGGCGACUUUUGAAUUAAGCAACUUGAAUGAGACAACUCUGCUGAAAAAUUAAGACGUCUUUCGGGGAAAGAUAACAGAAUCUUAGCGCGAUGUAUCCUCAAGCCAGACACCCAACGCCUCACCAGCCCGCACAGCCCUUUAAAUUCACCAUCUCCGAAUCGUGCGAUCGUAUCAAAGAAGAAUUUCAGUUUUUGCAGGCGCAAUAUCACAGUUUGAAAUUGGAAUGUGAAAAACUAGCCAGUGAAAAGACUGAAAUGCAACGCCACUAUGUAAUGUAUUAUGAAAUGUCUUAUGGUCUGAAUAUAGAAAUGCACAAACAGGCUGAAAUUGUCAAGAGACUCAAUGCCAUUUGUGCCCAGGUCAUUCCUUUCCUGUCUCAGGAGCACCAACAGCAAGUGGUGCAGGCAGUGGAACGGGCCAAGCAAGUGACCAUGGCUGAGCUAAACGCCAUCAUCGGGGUACGUGGUCUUCAAAGUCUGCCCUUUACACACACAGAGAAGAGAAGGUUUCAAUGCUGGCUAUUGCAGCAGCAGCAACUACAAGCCCAACACUUAUCCCACGGCCAUGCACUUCCAGUACCCCUCACUCCGCACCCAUUAGGACUCCAGCUUCCAGGAAUCCCAUCUGUUGGAAGCAGUGCAGGACUAUUGGCAUUAUCGAAUGCUAUGAAAAAUGAGAAAAAGCACCAUGAAACAGACCAUCAAAGAGACAGAGACUCAGUAAAGAGUUCCUCAGUGUCUCCAUCAGCUAGUUUCAGAGCUGCUGAGAAGCACAGAGGUUCAAAUGACUACUCCUCAGAUAGUAAGAAGCAGAAGACAGAUGAUAAGGAUUUAGCAAAACGUUACGAUAGCGAUGGGGAGAAGAGUGAUGACAACCUGGUGGUUGAUGUUUCCAAUGAGGACCCAACUUCACCAAGAGGUAGUCCACCUCAUUCACCACGGGAAAAUGGUUUAGAUAAAUCUCGCCUCUUAAAAAAGGAUGCACCCAUAAGCCCAGCUUCCAUUGCUUCUUCUAGUAGUACUCCUUCUACAAAAUCCAAAGAAAUGAGUCUUAAUGAAAAAUCAACUACUCCUGUGCCAAAGUCCAAUACUCCAACUCCACGAUCAGAUGCGUCAACUCCAGGAAGUACUUCCACUCCAGGAUUGAGGCCUAUCUCUGGCAAACCACUAGGACUUGAUCCAAUAGGCUUGAGGACUCCUAUGGCAGUUCCAUGUCCUUAUCCUGCUCCUUUUGGAAUUGUGCCCCAUACUGGUAUGAAUGGAGAUCUAACGAGUCCAGGGACAUAUGCAGGUUUACAUAAUAUCUCCCCUCAGAUGAGUGCAGCAGCAGCUGCUGCAGCCGCGGCAGCUGCUUACAGCCGAUCUCCAGUGGUUGGAUUUGAUCCACAUCACAUACGUGUACCUGGCAUUCCUCCAAACUUAAGUGGCAUCCCUGGAGGAAAACCUGCUUAUUCAUUUCAUGUAAGCGCUGACGGACAGAUGCAACCUGUGCCUUUCCCUCCUGAUGCUCUCAUCGGACCGGGAAUUCCAAGACAUGCUCGGCAAAUGAAUUCUCUGAGCCACGGUGACGUUGUCUGUGCAGUGACCAUCAGCAAUCCUACGAGACACGUGUACACUGGUGGAAAGGGAUGUGUGAAGGUCUGGGACAUUAGUCACCCUGGGAACAAAAGCCCGGUCUCUCAGCUGGAUUGCCUGAACAGAGACAAUUACAUCCGAUCAUGCAAGUUGCUUCCUGAUGGACGUACUCUGAUUGUGGGUGGUGAAGCCAGCACGUUAUCCAUUUGGGAUUUGGCAGCUCCAACCCCGCGUAUAAAGGCAGAGUUGACGUCUUCAGCUCCUGCCUGCUAUGCUUUAGCGAUCAGUCCUGACUCCAAGGUCUGUUUCUCCUGCUGUAGUGAUGGUAAUAUCGCUGUCUGGGAUCUCCACAACCAGACGUUGGUCAGGCAAUUCCAAGGUCACACAGAUGGAGCCAGCUGUAUUGACAUUUCAAAUGAUGGCACCAAACUUUGGACGGGAGGUUUAGAUAACACUGUAAGGUCCUGGGACCUCAGAGAAGGAAGGCAACUGCAGCAACAUGACUUCACAUCCCAGAUCUUUUCUUUGGGAUAUUGUCCUGCCGGAGAAUGGCUUGCAGUUGGAAUGGAAAACAGCAAUGUAGAGGUUCUGCAUGUGACAAAACCAGACAAAUAUCAAUUGCACCUCCAUGAGAGCUGUGUGCUGUCCCUUAAGUUCGCUCAUUGUGGUAAGUGGUUUGUAAGCACUGGGAAGGAUAAUCUACUGAAUGCCUGGAGAACACCUUAUGGAGCAAGUAUAUUUCAGUCUAAGGAGUCCUCAUCGGUGCUGAGCUGCGACAUCUCAGUGGAUGAUAAAUACAUUAUCACUGGCUCUGGAGACAAGAAGGCUACAGUCUAUGAAGUUAUUUAUUAGGAAUGGAGCCUGAACACAAAGAUACUCACUAUAGCACUUUUGUUAGAUUUGCUCUUUAUGGCUGACUUUGCAAAACAAAGACUUCAACGUUCUUGUCAUUGUUUCUCAGCUCUGUGCUGUAUUUGAUCGUAAUUUCUGGACACUUCCGUCUGAUAUAUUAAAAAGCCUCAAAACCCAACUAUGCGGAGCAGAGUGACAAGCUUCUUUAGCCAUUAAGUGAAUGAAGGACCAGAAGGAUUCAACUAUUUAUUUUUGUUUUCCAAGACUUUUUAUAACCUUUGUUGAAAUUGAUUAAUUUCAUACAAGCUUUGGUAUUAACAUUCAUUCUGUUUGGAAGGUGUUAGUUCAUUUUCACAUUGAUUAAGUGUGUGUUAUUAUUUCUUCAUUUUAUUACAGAAUUAUGAAGAUUUUUAUAGAAGUAUUAAGUUGCAGAGCAAUGUUCUGGAGUAUUUGUCCAAAUUGAAGCUAGUUGAUAUGCCAACAAAAGAAAAUACAGGAUUGGCUAGAUAGUGAAAUGAUUUGCUGUCAGUAUUGUUUUGGCAGGAGGCCAUUAAUUUUAAUAAAACAAUACCGGUUCAAAUCACUUUCUUGGUAAUGUAAUAAACGAGGCAGAAGGUGCCCAUAGAAAUUGGAAAAAUCUACAAGCUGAGAAAAAUGCUGAUUUGCUCAGGUGUUUUGCGUAAUGGAAAAACAACCAUUCAGAAGUGACCAAAUGGCAAUUAUUUCAUAUUCACUGAAAACAGAUUACCACAAAACUGACCAGUCAAAUUCCUGUUCUUUUCCAACAAAUCCUCUUGAGCAAUUAAGUUAGUUUCCCAGCUCACUCCACUAACGAUUCCUGAAUUUUACUUU